AUGACCGUCACCGGAGAACCAAACGAUGCAGCAGCAGCUUGCAAUGUCGACGGCUCUGGCAGCAACGCCGUUGUGCGCGCCAUGACAACGAGGUUCGCGUCGCAGCUCAGGCUCACCUGCCCGGCGCUCAACACCGAUAACACCACCAACAACGACAUCCGCACCCCCAACGUCUUCGACAACAAGUACUACGUCGACCUGUUCAACCGCCAGGGACACUUCACCUCCGACCAGGACCUGCACACCGUCGCCAGGACCAAGCCCACGGUCACCAGGUUCGCUGUCGACCAGGCCGCCUUCUUCGACCAGUUCGUCUUCUCCGUCGUCAAGAUGGGGCAGAUCAACGUGCUCACCGGUAACCAGGGACAGAUACGCAACGACUGCUCCGCGCCCAACAAAGGCCGUAGCAACGACGACCUGCCGUGGUCCGUGCUCGAGACCAUCGCCGAGGCCACCGAGAGCUUGGUGUUGUAGAUAUGAUGUGGAUAGGUUGGUUCAGUCGAACCAUCUCUAGCCUACGUACUUUCUUCCC
Messenger RNA from Lolium rigidum, 532 nucleotides. RefSeq names its product cationic peroxidase SPC4-like. The transcript has 3 exons. The coding region runs from base 1 to 474 and encodes 157 amino acids. The record is from RefSeq and is a predicted model, not a curated record. Gene Ontology annotation, biological process: response to oxidative stress. Lineage: Eukaryota; Viridiplantae; Streptophyta; Magnoliopsida; Poales; Poaceae. Gene Ontology annotation, molecular function: peroxidase activity; heme binding.